AUGAUGCCAACCUCUGGGCCUCGGACCUGCGCCGCGGACCUCGUGGGGCGGCUCGUCCGCGUGGAGGCCAAGCGCCUGAGAGAGAGCUUGGGCGCAGAGCUGGAGGAGGACGACUGGGACUCUUACAAGGACGGGUUCGUGUCUGGCAUGGACGGGUUCGAGGACGUCACGGAGUACCACUUCGUGGGCUACAUGACGAGCGUCCUCGUUACGGUGAUGGCUGGCAGCGGCGGCACCCAGGCAGAGCUCAGCCCACUGCAGCUGCGCUCUCUCCGCAAGGGUGAUCUGGUGCAGGUCCAAAGGUAUCGAGGGGAGAAGCAGUGACAAAUUCCGAACCCCACGCAAUGAAAGUGUCAAAGGGCUGGUGCUGGGUAAUGGUGCUGGUUUUGGAGGUGGUUCGAGGCUUCCUUCGGCCCCAAUAUUCCUUGUUGCAGAACUUUGACUACACUCCAGCUGCCCAUCGAUCUGGGCAGGUAUAGGCUAUAGUUUCACAGUUGUGAGUUUGCUUCGCUUGUUCCCGCUCGCAAUGUCUGAACCCCCACUGGUGUCUUAGGGCCCCCACGGAUUCAGGAUGCAGUACGGGUAGGUUCCACUUGUGACGCCAAUUUUUUCCGAAGACGCCUACAGCAGGCGGUGACUCGCCAUAGGCGUCUACGAUACACGGCACCUAAGGGACCUGAGGGCACUCCACUCGGUGCCUUGCAGCACGUUGGCGGACACAACACCACAAGGUCUCCACCUGUCCAGUUUUGGGCAGAUCAUGGUGCACAUGUCGGUUUUCCGUCAGGCUGGAAAUUUCAUUACACCAAGGAGGCGAAUGGGCAGAGCGAGGGAACUCAUCGCAGUCACACUGACUGUUUACAAUACUCUUUGACAGCCGCAUCCCAUUCCUUUGGAGGAGAAUUCAAUAACAUCUGCAGGCGGUCGGGGUCGUCUCCUGCGACUCUCAGCGCGCGGGCGUGCAUGUAACUGGUCCAUUGCAAGCGCGGUCUGCCUCGAUUCUUCAGGGACCGCCAUUCCCGUGGCAUUAGGGAGUGCGCCUCGCCUGGCUGGAACACCAUUGCUUUCGGCAACGAUUGCGAAGGUGCCCUUGCUAAUUUACCGUAAUAUUUAAGCUGCCUCUCCAAUAAUGUAGUUGACAAUGGAGGAGAUUGUGCUUCAAGCAGGACGCGCUGAUUGCUGAAGAAAGAUAGGAAUGCCGGUUGGAUCUUCAGUACUCUGCGGUAGCAUUUGGCUUGAAAUCCAUCCAGAUUGUUCUUGUCUGCUUGCAAUAAUACACAAGAUUCCAAUCCGUACAGUAAUUUGGAGAAGACGCAGGCUUGCAGUACUCGUAGCUUGUGCUGCUUGGUCAUGUUUGCGUGGUUCCACACAGCACAUAAUUUGUCAAAUGCUCCUUUUGCUUCUCCGAGGCGGCGCGUUAUUUCAGCCUUGGGCCGACCAUCUGCGCUUAAGAGGCCACCAAGAUAAACAACGUCGUCUUUAGAUUGGAUUU
Molecule: messenger RNA, 1492 nt
Organism: Prorocentrum cordatum
Lineage: Eukaryota; Dinophyceae; Prorocentrales; Prorocentraceae
Source: the annotation of a GenBank genome assembly